AUGGCGAAACAUUCACGAUGUGUGUGCGAAAUCAAAAAUAAGGAUGAAUUAUGUUGCGCUCGAGCCAUUGUGACGAUGCGAGAGUACACGAAGCGCCAGGCGGGCGAACACAACACCUUUGAAAAUAUCAAGAAAGAUCGGGGGAAGAAUUCGCAGCAGUUGAAAGAGGCGAAGAGGUUACACGAAGAAGCAGGUGUCGGUGAGGGUCCAUGUGGAUUGGAAGAGAUUCAAAAAUUCCAAGACUGCCUUGGCCCUCAAGCGUUCCGAAUCAUUGUAGUAGAUGCUGUACGCGGUAAAGUGAUUUUUAAAGGCAAAGCAUUUUUAGAAGCAGACAAGACAAUUGCUGUGGUGAAAUCUGAGUACGUGGAUGAAGAGAACGUGGAAAAAGCACACUAUGAUGGCUUAUACAGUAUCCCACGUUUCAUGAACCGAAGUUAUUUCUGCCAUCGUUGCUGUAAAGGCUACAACACUGAGGACAGCGCCCAUCAUAAUUGUCAAGCUAAAAACUGCCCUGCAUGCAAAAAAAGUUCUUCGAAGAGUGAACAAGGAUGUCCCGAUUUUUCCUUAUGGUCGAAACCAGACCGCAAUUGUAAAGUGUGUAGACGUGAGUUUUAUGGGGCAGUGUUUUAUGGCCCACUUGGUUGA
Porites evermanni is the source of this 645-nucleotide messenger RNA. The record is from the annotation of a GenBank genome assembly. Lineage: Eukaryota; Metazoa; Cnidaria; Anthozoa; Scleractinia; Poritidae.